AUGCGGCGCUACUUCAUGCCGGAGGAGGAGGGGGAGGAGGAGAGCGGAUGUCCUCCCUCUCUUCCCCUCCGCAUGAAACACUUCGAUGUCUCCCUCCCCAAAGAUCAGCAGAACCAGGAGGGCCCUGCAGACUACUUGCGCUUCUACUACUGCGAUUUCCUCAAUGCGCAAGAGCACGAAGAAUCGCUCAACGGCCUGCGAGAAGCCUGGGAGAAGAAGAAAGAGGACGCCAAGUUGUUCUUCGAGUGGAUAUCGCACGUUCAACCGCGAGCUAAGACCGAUGCCUAUCCUCUCUUCCUCAUCGUGCAGGAGAUGCUGCGACUGUGCCUGCACGACAAGCUGGAGAUGCAGUUGGCAGAGUUGAGUACAGCGCAAGAGACUAUAGAGAUGAUGGACGGAAACACAGUCGAGCUCAACGAAAAGAUUGAGAGGCUGGAAGAAGAGCUUGAAAUCACCAGCGAGAACCUCAAGAUAGCAAGAGAGGACCUCGACAAGGAGAGGAACUUGAACAAGGCCCUGCAGACGGAGCUUGAGGACCUCAGGAUCCAAGUGAAGUCGCAGGACACGGAGAGCAGACUCAUUAUCCAAAGCAACGAAAGACUUGCCAAGACCCUCAAGGAGACAGGCAAUAAACUCGAAAAGAUGAACUUCGGCGAGCUUGCUUUCAAGUCCAAGCUUCAUGCCAUGGACAAAUCGCUUGAAGCUGAGAGAAGUUUGGUGCUUGACUGGCAUGAUGCUGCAGAGCAUGCCAUCGCUCAGAUCAAAUUGGGCAUAAAUGAUGAUGGCAAGCAAAGUUUGCAUCUUGAAGACGCUGAGAAUGCAGCAUACCAAGCUUCGCACGAGGCGUUGGUUCACGCGCACCUGAUGCUUCAGUUCUCAAGGUUUGCAAACAUCUCGGAGAUUGAGGGGCAAGAUCAACUCGAUGACUCUCACUUGCAGAAGAUCCUGCAGCUCGUUCCUGAGAUGAUUGCCUGCGUCUUGCAAAUCAAAUGUGCCUACCUGGCUGAGCGAAUGCAUCAGACGCCUGUCCUCAAUGAGAAACUGAAGUUGGGAAAGAGUGAAAGAAGGCUGGACAGGGCAAGUGAGGAGAAGUUCUUGUAUGUAGCCGCAUCGAGUGCAAACAGCUUUCUCGUCGGUGAGAUGCUGCCAAGGAGCUCGAUCACAUAUUCUCACUUUGUGAACGAGAAGAAGAGCAAACCGCUGGUUAUCUUCGGCCCCGAGUCAUCCAGUCAGCUGCAUCGCUUCAACAAGACGGAGGAGGACGGAGACAAGAGGAGCUGCACAUACAUUGCAGUGCCAGUCUUCAACCAGCAAGGAACGCUCUGCGCAUUCGUCGCUGUGGAUUCUCUACAAAUCGACUCACCGGUGCCAGACUUGAAUGUGAAAUGGAAAAUCGACUUUCUAAGAUCGAUAGCGAAAUUUCUUGGAAAAGCGUAUGCAAUGCAUGAAGGGCUAGGGUAUGACCUUGAGAGCUGUCAUGGUCCUGUGCACUACGCGAAGAGAAUGUUGGAAGUAACGAAAGGAGUGCCUGUUGAAACACUUGCGGAUUAUGACGAGAUCAUCUUCGAGGAAUUGGAUGCUCCAUUGAUUUCUUCUUUGGCAGAAAGAGGGCAGAAUAUGUUCGGCUAUUUCAAAGAAGAAAUCCUUCGAAGGAGAUACUUUGUGAACACAGUCUCAGAGUUGUAUUCAGCCAAGGUUGAGGACCUCGUACAACUCAAGCGCGCCAUGGAGGAUGAAACUUUCAACCAUCAAUACAACAAGCGUCGAUUGCGGUCUUGCGUGCACAUUCCCAGCCCUCCCCCAGAGACUAUCAAGGUUUGGAAAGCAGUUCUCAUCCUGCUGAAACAAUUCGAAGAACAGCCUGAGAAGCUCGAGGCUGAGCCCAUGGAGACCUGGUCCUACAUCCGAGGAAUCCUCAUCGAUGAAAGACAUUCACGAGACAAGCUAUCCGUCUUGAUAGAGAGCUUUGAUCCAACCAAGACGCAUGAGGAGUCUUUUGACAGGAGAUAUGACCUCACUCUCCGUCAAUUCACUUCCAUUCGUCACUCCGCCCUGCUCCGGGAAGGAUUUCCGACGGUGUUUCUAUACGAGUGGGUCUACAUCACGUUGUGGAUUUGUACGCUCAGCAAAGAAAUGAAUCGAUUGCAGGCAGAGGGAUAA
Molecule: messenger RNA, 2160 nt
Organism: Guillardia theta CCMP2712
Lineage: Eukaryota; Cryptophyceae; Pyrenomonadales; Geminigeraceae
Exons: 7
Coding region: 1-2160 (719 amino acids)
Source: RefSeq, a predicted model, not a curated record